GCACUGCGUCACCGUCCCUCGCUCCCUCGGGGCUUUCAAUAAAAGCAGCAGAGGAAACAGGAGGCCGGGGAGAGGAGAAAGGAGGAGUGUUCUCGGCCAGGGCUCGGCAGUCCGGCACGGAGUCAGCUGACUCUCCCCGGCGGAGGAGGGAGGCAGCGGAGAGGGGAAGGAGGGGGGGGAGAGAGAUGGUCCCCGGCGCUCCGGACUAGGCCAUGCGGGCCGGCGCGCGUGGCCGGCGGUGCGGGCUGCCCCGGGCGGGACUGCUGUCGAUUCCGCCGCUCCUCCUCGCUCUCCUCGUCGGGCUCCUCUUGUUGAAGGUGUUGGGGGAGGUGGAGGAGGACGGCGGCGGCGUCGCCUUCUCCGUGAUCAGUAUCGAGCCGAAGAGGAGCCCGCACGGCGAUGGAGCCCCGUCCAGAAGGCCGGAAGAGGAGGAAGAGGAGGACAGCAGGUACGAGGAUGAAAACGAGAUGCCCGCACAGCAGAUAGGGACCAGGGGGCUGGAGGUGCAAGCGUGGGCAGCAGGCGAGCCCUCCUUCACAGCAGAGCUCGAUCGAAUCAUUGCCUAUAUCACCAGGCCCCAGGUGAACUGCUCCAGGGUGCUGACUCCAGGCGAGUCCCAGGCGUCGCAGGCCUCCGGACAUAAACUCCCCUGGCUGCUGUGUGCCGAGGAGUGGCUCCUUCCGGCUGGGAAUUCGCCAUGUGUUGCAUAUUCCUUCAGUAUGGAUGGGGGAGAUGCAGACUUCCUACAGACUGUGUUAGGACUGGGAUGUGAAGUCCACAGAUUUGAUCCCAGCAAUAUGAAUGCAUCUGGUGGUCACCAUGGCAACAGUUUGGCUGGUAGCCGUGGUGACGGAGGCGUGGUCAGUCAUCACAGGAUGUGGCUGGAGUGGCGAGCUCUGAGGAAACAGAAGCACAAGAGGAAAGGCAGCUUGGGUAGUGUCUCUCAGACACUGGCAGACAUCAUGGAGACUCUGGGGCAUCGCACAGUGCACUUCCUGUAUGCUGACCUGGUCAGCGCUGAGUGGCGCGUUUUUCAGAACUGGAUGGAGCACGGAACUGUUCAAACUGUCCAUCAUCUAGUUGCCACAAUGCACCUGAAAUGGGCAGGGUUUGAAGUGGGCGGGACUGAGGAGGAAGUGAUACGCUAUUGGUUCAGCAUUCUACAGGGACUAAGAGCUUGUGGAUUUCAACUCGUCUAUAGCUGUCCAGGAGAAGGACACAGUGUCCUUAAAAGGAUGGUAGCUAAUGUUCACAGCGCCUACACACUUAGCUGGGUCAACAUGAGACACUAGGGCUCACAGGAAUGUUGACACACAAAUGCUCUGUCAUGCAGACAUUGUGGAUAGCCUCAUGGGGAAAAAAAGACAAUCUCGCACUGAUCAUUUUACAGUUCUGAGAGGACUUUAUCUGAAAGCACACUCUUUCUUUCCACUGAUACCAGCAGGGAGUUCAUGAAAAUUAGGCGAAGUUUAAGUAAAAGGCCACUUUAUACCCCACCUCACGCAAAAGUGCACACAAAUAAACAUACUGCAGGAGGACGUAAUGAGGGACAGGGAAAAGUGCAAGAGGCAUCAGCUCCAUUUGGACCUUAUCUUUUCACAUGCGUGCACGUGCUGCACAUUAAGUAAAUUAUCCAGUAUGCGCAGCGUAUGUCAGAAGUCACGUUAAUGAGUCGUGCCGCCAUCUAGCGGACAACAAGGACUCUGCAGGGUUUUUUUUUUUGCUCCACCUCUACUGUGUCCAAUAUGACCAAAUACGGAGGUGAAUACUCAGUCUACACAUUCAAUACAGCUUUUACGGGGACACGACAAGAGAAUGUUUUUUUGCCAGAUGUUGAAAAUAUGUUUUUAUUCCUGCCAUCAGCAAUAACCGUCAAUUAAGGUUUUAAUUAUAUGAACUUUGCUUGGACACCGAUUGCACCCUGACUAGCCCGAAUCUGCAAAACACCUUUACAGAUUAAAUAGAUAAUAAUAAAAAGUUCCACCCAUUGUUUUUAAUGAUAUUAGUGGGGUGACAGUAAAGAAUGAUUAGUCGUUUUCGUCCCUUUAACCAAAACCCUUAGCUUAAUUAUAACAGGUUGACGUUUUAAGGCAGCAAUGUAACUUGCCGUUUUAAUUAAAAGUGCCUUAUAAUUUUACAGCGAAUGGCCACUGUUUAACCGUGCCCCGAUUUGCCCAAAUCUGUAAACUUCCUUACAGCUGAAACACAAGAAAACAUUCCCUUCCCCCAUUUUACUUUUUGUUUUCCUUAUGUUUUACUAUUUUACAGUGUGUGUGCUGAUUCCGCCUGCUCACAUUGUGUUAAACCGUUAAAUGUUAUUUCUCUUUUGUCGGGUGAUCAAAUUUCAUUGCUUGUGUGCACUGGUGCACGAUCUGUGGAUUAGUCUGUGAGGCUGCUGUGUUUCUUUGCAGUUUAUCCAACGAUUUUACGUGCAAUAAAAUGGUUUAGUC
This is a messenger RNA of Lampris incognitus (smalleye Pacific opah), 2450 nucleotides long. Its product is annotated as probable methyltransferase-like protein 24. Lineage: Eukaryota; Metazoa; Chordata; Actinopteri; Lampriformes; Lampridae. The transcript is spliced from 5 exons. The record is from RefSeq and is a predicted model, not a curated record. Bases 213 to 1292 code for a protein of 359 amino acids.